GGCGUAGCGGUCAGGAGACCGUGUACCCCAGAGGUGUCUGAAAAAUGCUCCCAGGAGGAGGACGCCAGGCUGCUGAGGCCUGUGGCUGACACCAGGGGGCAGGGCGGGGCGGCGGGGACAGCGUCCGGAGGAGGGAGCCGCCCAGAUCUAGCCCGGGGGGGCGAACGAAGAGCGGGCGUGGUGGGCGCUAGCUCCGGCUCACGGUAUUAGGCCUUGGGGACAUCGCUCGGUGACACGAGAGCCUCGGGCCCCCGCCGCCCCGCGCCGUGGCCGGGAUGGGGAAUACAGCCCAUGCGUGCGGCGCCCGACGGCCUCUCUCCGCACGCCCGAGCCCCAGUGCAGGCGGAGGCCCGGCCCCUUUGUGCCUGGAGUGUCACGCGCGGGCGCUCCUGCCGCCGCGCCUAGGAGAGGCCUCCGGCACCCCGGGCCCCUUUCCAAGCACAACAGCGGCCCUGCCGCGGCCCCGCGCUGACCCACUUUCCCUCCCGCCUCCUCAGCCCGAGGCCGAUAAUCCAGCGGCCGCCGCCAAGCAGAUGCAAAUGUUUAUUUGGUCUGACUUUGAAAUACCUCGGAGCAGCUGAAAUAAUUGAAGGCAGCCCUGUAAAAAGCAGCACUUCCCGAUUUUCUCACAGGCAAACCCUCUGCUGGGGCCGCCAAGGGCCCCCAUGAGACACCUGAGGGGCAGCACAGCCCCUGCUUCCCUGGGCCGUGCUGGCCGUGCCACAGCUGGUCACCCGCACGAGGACCUCGAGAUUGCCCUGCAGACUGGCACUUCUCCGGGGAAGUGAUGGCAGCUGCCAUGGAGCCAGCAUUUGUCGGGGACCUGGCACGUAGGCCACCGGCUCUAGGAGAGGGAUGAGGAGCUGUGGGGCUCACGUUUCAGGGAUUAGCUUGUGUAACUUGACUUGUUCCCCCAAAUCCUACAAGUACAGAGAAUAUGCAGAAAUCUGUGAGAGAAACAACCUUCCGCAGCUCGUUGUUGUGGGGAUUAAAUUAGUAAGAUGCCUAGAAAAUAUGAUUCAGGAGGAGUGUGGGUGCGUGUGACUUGGUGGUGGGUGGGCUCCACUCACCACCUUCCCUCCACACUUGUCCGAGGCAUUUGAACCAGAGCAACUCUAUUUCGAAUAGCGGCCGGUAAAAUAAGGCUAAGACCUACUGGGCUGCAUUCCCAGAUGGUUAAGGCAUUCUAAGUCACAGGAUGAGAUAUGAGGUCGGCACAAAAUACAGGUCAUAAAGACCUUGCUGAUGAAACAGGUUGCAGUAAAGAAGCUGGCUAAAACCCAAAAUGGCAACAAGAUGUGUCCUCUGGUGGUCCUCACUGCUACACUCCCACCAGCACCAUGACAGUUUACAAAUACCAUGGGAACAUCAGGAAGUUACCCUGUAUGGUCUGAAAAGGGGAAGCAUGAAUAAUCCACCUCCUGUUUAGCAUAUCAUCAAGAAAUAACCAUAAAAAUGGGCAACCCACAGCCCUUGGGGCUGUUCUGUCUAUGGAGCAGCCGUUCUUUUACCCCUUUACUUUCCUAAUAAACUUACUUUCACUUUA
This is a messenger RNA of Pongo pygmaeus (Bornean orangutan), 1546 nucleotides long. RefSeq lists its product as uncharacterized. The transcript is spliced from 2 exons. NCBI's taxonomy places the organism in Eukaryota, Metazoa, Chordata, Mammalia, Primates, Hominidae. The record is from RefSeq and is a predicted model, not a curated record. Bases 276 to 581 code for a protein of 101 amino acids.